AUGCCCUAUCUGCUAUUCUUUGCGCUCCUUCCCCGCCUCAUUACUGCUGGCUCAGUAUCCAAGGAGCAGUUAGACCCCGUUCGUCGGAAUAGUUAUCCCAUCACUCCAGCCGUGGACGAGUCGCUCCUGGCCAUCCAGAUCGGAGGCAUUGUCGGUGCAUACGUGAUCUUCGUUGCCCUACUUCUUUCGCUGCUUCUCUUCGUGGGCCGCCGUCUGCGACGAGCUGUCCUCUCCUCCAACUACUCCCUCCACGUCGAGAUGAUGAAGCCCAUGAAGCCCCCUCCCAGCAUGGACCCCAGUCCCGUCACCCCGAUCUCCAUCAACCUGCCCAGCCCGGGCCCUCGAAGCUUCAGCCGGUCCUGGAGCAGCCUCGGCAAGGGCCCUCGCUCCCACGCCUCAGGGACCACCACCAGCGUCGCCACGAUCGACGAAUCCGUCGUAGCAACUGACCGCCAGCGAGCCCAAGAGGAUCUGGAAAUGCUUUACGCCGCCGUGAUGGAGCACGACGCCCAGAAGGAAGCUGCCGCCGCAGCCCGGGGUGCCAACAAGGACUCCUCCGAUGGAGACGAAGCAGCAGAGAAAGAGAUUCCCUCUCCAGACAGCAUCCCCACGAAUCCGUUCGCAGAUCGCUCUUCACACGCCUCCUCCAACAACUCCCCACUGAGCCCUCGAUCUAGCGGCCGACUAUCCCGCAUCUCCUCCCUGUCGCUCUUCAACCUCAAGUCGCAGAACCAGCAGCAAUCAUCAAAC
Molecule: messenger RNA, 750 nt
Organism: Aspergillus niger
Lineage: Eukaryota; Fungi; Ascomycota; Eurotiomycetes; Eurotiales; Aspergillaceae
Source: the annotation of a RefSeq genome assembly